Melitaea cinxia (Glanville fritillary) is the source of this 699-nucleotide messenger RNA. RefSeq names its product tetra-peptide repeat homeobox protein 1-like. Bases 1 to 699 code for a protein of 232 amino acids. The record is from RefSeq and is a predicted model, not a curated record. Lineage: Eukaryota; Metazoa; Arthropoda; Insecta; Lepidoptera; Nymphalidae. The transcript has 2 exons.
AUGUCUCGUUAUAUUGUGUUUUUUUGUCUGUAUCUGGCAGUUGUACACGCUGAGUCAGAGAACAGGAAAAGAGAAGCAUCAGCGUCAUUAAUACCGACGCGACACUCUUACUCCGAAUAUCACAACAAAGUCGCAAUCCCAAUUCCACAUCCCGUCCCUAUUAGCGUUCCAAGACCCGUACCAGUAAGUGUGCCAGUCGGUGUUCCAGUCGACAAUCCACGCCCCGUCCCAGUAGCUUUUCCUCAACCAGUGGCUCACAUUAUUCCCAGACCAAUCGCAGUACCAGUCGACCGACCAGUACCGCUGCCAGUUUCUCAACCUGUACCAGUCACUGUAACACAAGGAGUUGGUAUCCCAGUACCUCAACCUUACGCAGUUAGUGUCCCAGCGGCUGUUCCGGUGAGAGUGCCCCAGCCUGUUGCAGUACCAGUAGCCGCAAUUGGCGGAUAUGGAAUUGGGGCUGGCAGAUUUGGGAUUAGAUCUGGCGUGUCCAUUGGUAGUAUAGGUUCUGGUAUUUCAAUCGGUGGUAUCAGUUCUGGAAUUGGAUAUGGUGGAUAUGGUUCCAUUGGUGUACCAUUAACAGUUUCAAAAGCUCCGGUUUCAGUUAUAUCUCACCCAUAUAUUUCAUCAGGUCCUCUCUAUGGGUCGGGAUAUGGGACUGGAUAUUGGUCUGGAGGACAUGGAUAUCAAGACCAUUAA